This is a messenger RNA of Tripterygium wilfordii, 4033 nucleotides long. RefSeq names its product kinesin-like protein KIN-4A. Lineage: Eukaryota; Viridiplantae; Streptophyta; Magnoliopsida; Celastrales; Celastraceae. Gene Ontology annotation, biological process: microtubule-based movement; mitotic spindle organization. Bases 334 to 3435 code for a protein of 1033 amino acids. The transcript has 26 exons. The record is from RefSeq and is a predicted model, not a curated record. Gene Ontology annotation, molecular function: ATP binding; microtubule binding; microtubule motor activity.
GUACCAGUAGAGUAGAGGGAAGGAAUGAAGGAGUAGGAGAAACUGAGAAAGUAGUGAAGAACAAGGAAAGUGUUGAUAGUGGUCGUUAUCUCCUCCUGCCUUCUGGUACUAAUCUUUUUACAAAUCAUUCAUAAACACCAGCUCUCCACCUUCCUCUUAUUUUAUUCUCCAAUCUCCAACAACCAUCUCUCUUUAAUCUCUCUAUUUCUCUGUUGUAUCGAUUUCUUGAUCCUAAUUCAGUUGAUUGGACGGAAAGAGACAAUGCGCGUCGACUUUCUACAAGAUUAACGAACUCUUACUGAUUCCAUUGAUUUCUUUAAGCGUUUGUUUGUCAUGGAAGCAUCGGACAGUUGCAGUGUUAAGGUUGCAGUUCACGUACGCCCGCUGAUCGGUGGUGAGCAGCUGCAAGGCUGUAAAGAAUGUGUUUCGGUUGCGCCCGGGAAACCCCAGAUACAAAUUGGCUCGCAUUGUUUUAUGUUUGAUCAUGUCUAUGGAAAAGGUGGUUCUCCUUCAACUGCUAUAUUUGCAGAAUGUGUUGCUCCACUCGUUGAUGGAUUGUUCCAAGGAUAUAAUGCCACUGUGCUUGCGUAUGGUCAGACAGGGUCUGGGAAAACAUACACAAUGGGAAGUGGAUACAAAGAUGGUUGCCACAUGGGAAUCAUUCCUCAAGUUAUGAAUGCACUAUUCAAAAAGAUUGAAGUGUCAAAAUAUCAGACGAAAUUCGAGUUACAUGUUUCCUUUAUUGAGAUUCUCAAGGAAGAAGUGAGAGACUUGCUGGAUUCUGUAUCUGUAAGCAAAUCAAUGACUGCUAGUGGACAGUCUGGGAGAGUCACUGGUCCUGGGAGGCCGCCUAUCCAAAUCCGUGAAUCAUCAAAUGGAGUAAUAACGUUAGCAGGGUCUACUGAAGUUGCUGUUCAUACAUUACAAGAAAUGGCAGCCUGCCUGGAGCAAGGAUCAUUAACCAGGGCAACGGGGAGUACAAAUAUGAACAACCAAUCUAGUCGAUCGCAUGCGAUAUUCACGAUCACUUUAGAACAGACGCGUAAAGUCCAUCCAGAAAAUCCUGUCCAUGAAAAUCCAGAUGAGGAUAUGGGUGAAGAAUAUUUCUGUGCAAAACUCCAUUUGGUGGAUCUUGCUGGAUCUGAACGAGCUAAAAGGACAGGUUCUGACGGUCUUCGUUUGAAAGAAGGUAUUCACAUUAAUAAGGGGCUUCUUGCGCUUGGGAAUGUCAUCAGCGCCCUUGGGGAUGAUAAAAAGCGGAAGGAAGGAGUGCAUGUACCUUACCGCGAUAGUAAACUCACUCGACUCUUGCAGGAUUCACUUGGUGGAAACAGCAAAACUGCUAUGAUAGCUUGCAUCAGUCCUGCUGACAUUAAUGCCGAGGAAAGUCUUAACACUCUCAAAUAUGCAAAUCGAGCUCGCAAUAUCCAGAAUAAGCCUGUUAUCAAUAGAGAUUUGAUAUCCAAUGAUAUACAAAAGAUGCGCCAGCAGCUAAAGUACUUGCAGGCAGAACUUAGUGCUCAUGGGGGAAAUGUGACGCCUGAUGAGGUGCAGGCUCUUAGGAAAAGGAUUGCUUGGCUUGAGGCAACAAAUGAGGACCUUAUUCAAGAACUUCAUGACUACCGCAGCAGACGUGCUGUUGCAGAACAUUGUGAAACUGAUACGGAAGAGGACCAUGCUUGUUUGACAAGAACUGAUGGAUUGAAAAGAGGCUUUCAUAGUAUGGACACAUCCGAUUGUCAAAUGGAUGAAGCCGUGUCAGGCGAAAAUUCCAGGGAAAUUGAUGAAGUCGAAAAAGAAUGGGAGCAUGAGCUUCUGCAGAAUGCUAUGGAUAAAGAAUUGAAUGAGUUAAACAAACGACUAGAGAAAAAAGAGUCUGAGAUGAAACUUUUUGGAGUUGUUGACACUGAAGCACUCAAGAAACACUUUGGGAAAAAAAUCAUGGAACUUGAGGAAGAGAAAAGACUUGUGCAGCAAGAGAGGGAUCGUUUGUUGGCUAAAGUUGAGAACCUCGCUGCUAAUUCUCAUGGUCGAACACAGAAGAUGCAAGAUCCUCAUACACAGAAAUUAAAAGUGCUUGAGGCACAGAUUUUAGAUCUUAAAAAGAAACAAGAAGGCCAGGUUGAAACUUUAAAACAAAAACAAAGAAGUGAUGAAGCAGCAAAGAGGUUACAGGAUGAAAUACAGUAUAUCAAGGCUCAAAAAGUUCAGCUGCUACAUAAGAUCAAGCAAGAGUCAGAGCAAUUUCGACAUUGGAAGGCCUCUCGUGAGAAAGAGCUGCUGCAGCUCAGGAAGGAAGGCAGGAGAAACGAGUAUGAACGACAUAAACUUGAAGCUCUGAAUCAACGCCAGAAAAUGGUUCUUCAAAGAAAGACAGAAGAGGCGGCAAUUGCAACCAAAAGGCUGAAGGAAUUGUUGGAAGCCAGAAAGUCCUCGACACGUGAAAAUUCAGUUAAUUCCGGAGGACAGUCACCAGGUGCACAGGUUGAUGAAAAAUCUUUGAAAAAGUGGCUUGAUCAUGAGCUAGAAUUCAUGGUGAAGGUGCAUGAAGUUCGUUUUGAGUACGAGAAGCAAAACCAAGUACGAACUGCAUUGUUAGAGGAGUUAUCCUUAUUGAAAGAAAUGGAUCGCUCUACUUCAAAUGAGCAGAGUCCACCGAUGGGAAACAAUGGACAAUCAAGGUUGUUGUCCAUGUCACCAAGUGUGAGAAUGGCAAGAAUAUCUUCUCUAGAAAACAUGCUCAGCAUGUCUUCAAAUGCACUUGUUGCAAUGGCUUCACAACUUUCGCAGGCAGAAGAAAGAGAGCAAGGAUCAAUUGGCCGUGGACGCUGGAAUAACUUGCGCUCAAUGGGAGAUGCCAAGAACCUGCUUCAGCACAUGUUUAAUGCUGCUGCAGAAGCAAGGUGUAAGUUGUGGGAAAAAGAUAUGGAAAUUAAAGACAUGAAACAACAACUGAAUCAAUUCAUAUCUUUAUUACAAGAAAGCGAAGCUCACAGGAAAGAACUAUUGAAGGAGCAAAAGAGGAGAGAACAAGUUACUGCCAUUGCUAUGGGUGAAUCAGCUUCGGUGAACUCGUGCUGUUCAUCAAAACACUUUGCCGAUGACUUGAGUGGUUUCUCGUCCCCAAUGUCACUUCCGGCUCCAAAGCAACUCAAAUUUACACCUGGGAUUGUUAAUGGCUCAAUGAGGGAUUCGGUGGCAUUUAUAGACCAGACACGAAAGAUGGUACCAAUUGGACAAUUGUCCAUGAAAAAGAUUGCUGCAGCAGGGCAAAGUGGGAAACUGUGGAGGUGGAAGAGAAGUCAUCAUCAGUGGCUGAUUCAGUUCAAAUGGAAGUGGCAGAAACCAUGGAAGCUUUCUGAGUGGAUCAAGCACAGUGACGAGACAAUCAUGAGGUCAAGGCCUAGAAUGCAACCCAUGAUUGAUAUGAUAUGAUAACCAUCAGCAACUUUCUUUUUGCUGUAUCAACUCUCAUAUCAGAAGACCGUUUGUGGCCUUGGCCAUCCUUUUCUUUGAAGUUACUCCUCUGUUGGUUAAACCAAAUGCCAAAGAUAUUUUCAACUCUGGUCAUAUGGCAUUCCAGUCAACAAUAGAAGGGAGAAAGAAUUGAAACCUCUGGCCAACUUGAGUUAAAAACAUGAAAGAUAAUUCUACUGUCCCACCCUGCAGCAGGCAUGUUGUGGAUUGGAGAGGCUUUUGCUUCCGGAUUUUAUAGCUAAGACAUGUCAAUGGGGGAGUAAUCUACAAUGCUAUCAUCACAGGAAAGCAUCUUCUGGGGGUGGUGAGCUUACCGGAGAAUGGUUCGAAGGGUGGGGUGAGCUCGGUUGUUUGGUUAAAGCCAAUGUGUUUCCUGAUGCUACAAUGUUCGAUGUCCUUUAGCUUUUGAUUUUUUUCAUUCUUUUUUAGUCUCGCUGAAAGAUGACAUUCUUUACCGAUUCAGUUUUGUGUACAUAUGGUUUCUUUACUUUGGACUUUAUGUAAGUAUACCAUGAUUUAUUCAGUUUGGCAUCUAACAACAUUAUUUUUAUCUUCA